AAUAGAUAGUAAGGGAGAUGAUAUCACCACUCAUCAGCAUUAACAGCCUCAAUAUCUAAACAGAAAUAUGAUCCUUACUAUCAAAUUUCUGUAUCUCGCUGUCUCUAGUUAUCGAUCAAUUCCUCUUGUUUUACGACAAUCAUCAAUGCAGUAUCCGAAUUACCUGCAGUUAUACCAGCAAUUAUGUUCUAUACCACAGGAAAUACUUAUCGAAGUUAUGGAAUUCGCGCCCUUACUCGCAACGCUCAAUAGAUCAUUUUAUUCUAUCGGUAGAUCAACAUUAAUGAGGAGUCUGAGAGAUCCAUUCUUAACGAUAGGCACUAUCCCUGCGAUUGAGCCAGAAGAUGACUAUUCUUCUUUAUAUCUUACUAAGUUUGCGAACGAGCCGUCGAAAGCGACAUAUGUCGAAAAUUUAACGUUAUCCGCACUUUCUAGCAAUGAUUUUAGACACCUCAACAAUUUCACUAAUCUCAAAAAGCUUCAAAUGAUCGUACAUUGGAUUACUUUAAAUCAAAUCCUGCACAAUGUGCAGAUAGACUCAGUGAAGCAUGUCACUAUACAGUUUGGCUCAUUAAAGGUUCUUCUCUAUUCACUACGGAGGUAUGCCUUACAUACAAGCUUUCCUAACAUUGAGACAUUAUGUUUACAUGUUAAUAUCGGCUUUAACGAGACAUCGAAGGACUUAGAACGUUAUUUAGAUAGUAAUCAUGGUUUGUCUAAGCUCAAAGCAGUUGUUCUUCUCGAAAUGGACGUAUCUAAUCGGAAAUUUGGAUUCUUUGACUACCGGAAGCAGCUGGAGAAAGUCCACAUAUAUACACACACGGAUGAACUAUUUGUAAAAAUAAGUGAGGAAUAUGAGAAAUUACAGCUCCUCAGACAUAUCUAUCGAUGGGAUAACACAAAGCGAAGUUUUUGGGAAUAUUUUUUCGGAAAGAGUAAUAGAUGGCCCAACGGAAUGAAACGUGAACUUUUAUCGGAAGAGUAAUUGAGUGAGACAUUACAGUUUUGGUAUCCUCAGUUUCUUUGUCAAAAAGCCAUUCCGUCUCAUCAGUACCAACAAAAUCCAUUGAUUUGGAUUAAGGUAAUUAUAGCUGAUUGUAAUUAUUGAGAAUUAUACGCAUGUGGGAAUUCGUGACAUUUUUAGAGGCGGUGAAUGUGACUGCAUGGCUUAUGGAAGAUCGAAAUUAUGCCAUCUGCAAAUACAUUAACUUCAAGCUACUCUAAUAAUUCUUUGUCUCCUGCCUAUCGACUUCUAUGAUCUCAUGAUUAUAGAUAGCAAAGAAAGAAAUACAGAGAUAAACAAGUUUUCGAUUGAGCAUAUGAUUGAUUACUCCAUGCGAAGACUAUGUGUUUCACAAUAAUUAUAAUACUUAUAUUAGUCACACCAUUUACAUUGAAUAUUGCUCAAUAACAAUGAUGCUUUGGGAGACUUUAUCAUAAAACACCUGUAAUAAUGAAAGGAAUUUGAAGGCUAGUCUUUCAUUAAUGAUAAGGAUUAUUGGAACUAUGUUAUUCGGUGGAGACGUGAGGUAUAUAUGAUCUUGAAGGAACUAAAAAGCCCACCUUAACGAAGUUCUACUUACGUUAAGAAGGACCUUAGAUAAUGAUAUCGAAGAUUUAAAUGGUAAUGAUGAGUGCAUUAUCUGUUUGCAUAAGGCUGUAAUGAAGGUAUUGAAGAGGUCACAUCUUUUGAACUACAUCGUAAUCUCCUUUAAUCAAACUACUGAUCUAAUCUACUAGUCAAUGAAAUUUAUAAAAUAAACUAGUUGGAGAAAGCACUUUCUUCUAGCGAACAUAUUUUAAGAAGUAUAUUUCGCUAGAACGUCUAAAAAGGAUCCAUAGAUACAAUUGUUUAUGGAGAGUCAAAAAUGAAGCAUGUACGUCUAUUAGAGAGUAAAUUAGGUAAAAUAAUAUCCAUCUAUAAGUCUAUAACCGUAUAACUCUAUCUAACUUAAACAACUAACUAAAAUGACUCGAAACUCCUGCGAAUGUUUGAUGAUAAUACAUCUCUAAGUGAAGGUCGCUUUCUUGCUUUAAGGUGUGAUAUAAACAUUGGAAUGCUUGAACAUUCUAUAAGUGAACGGGAAAUUUCGAAAGCUUGCUGAAAUCCUGAAGGAUGCACAGGUUGUCGAUU
This is a messenger RNA of Wallemia mellicola CBS 633.66, 2134 nucleotides long. RefSeq lists its product as hypothetical. The transcript has 2 exons. NCBI's taxonomy places the organism in Eukaryota, Fungi, Basidiomycota, Wallemiomycetes, Wallemiales, Wallemiaceae. Bases 68 to 985 code for a protein of 305 amino acids. The record is from RefSeq and is a predicted model, not a curated record.